CCCCCCCCGAGAGAGAGAGACGACCGACCGAGGCGGCAGCGGCAGCGGCAGCGGCAGCGGGGGAGAGGGAAGGAACCGAGCGGCUUGGAUGCGCUCUCGGCCUAAAGCGCCGGGUGGAGAGACGGCGAUGGCGGAGCACCUUUAACAGCGGACGCUAAAACAGGAUUCUCCCUGAAGAAGUAUGAAUGAGCUGUCUUCAAAUGGACAUCCUUUUCUUUGUGGGGCUGCCUCCUGCUGGGGUAUGGUUCCACAAGUGCCAGUGGCCCUUCCGUACUUCACCCAAGAUUGGGAUCAACUCAGGAGAACUAUGACUGAGCUCUCUUUGAAAGGCCUUCCACUUCUACAAGAUCCAGUGAUUGGGGAGCUAUUAGCGGAGAAACAGGCUGUGGAUUUGAAGAAAGAAGAGAAGCUGAAGAAAAACAGGGAGGCGAUGAAGAAGCACCGGGAAGAAGAGACGGAGGAGCAGAGAGCAGACAGGCUGCGCAAGAACAGGGAGGCGAUGAGAAUGCGCCGACAGAUGGAGUCGGACGAGCAGCGAGAUGACCGGCUUCGCAAGAACCGCGAGGCGAUGAAACGCUACCGCGACAUGGAGUCCGAGGAGCAGCGGGACGAGCGGCUGCGCAAGAACCGGGAUCUGAUCAAGAGCCGGCGGCAGCUGGAGUCCCAGGAGCAGCGGCAGGAGCGGCUGCGGAAGAACUGGGAGCUGACCAAAGUCCGACGCCUGGAGGAGACCGAGAAGCAGCGGAAACACCGGCUGCAGAGGAACUGGGACGGCAUCAAGAAGCGGCGGGAGCUGGAGACCGAGGAGCAGCGCAAGAAGCGGCUGCGCAAGAACUGGGAGGGGAUCAAGAACCGGCGGCAGCAGAAGAACGAAGGUGAGAAGGAAGACAUGUUGUGCAGGAUUUGGGAGGCCAUGAGACAGUUCACCCAUCAGGAAAUGCAGGAAGAUAGAGACAAGCGCUGCCACCUGCUGGUGGACAGGGGGAUGGCGGAUGGCACCCAGGAUGAGCGACUCCACAACAGAGACGCCCCCAGGUGCUGCUUCCAGCAGGACAUGGAGCCCAGGAAAUGAAAAGGACCGCUGGAUUUUUAAACCUGAUCAACACGUAAUUCCUAAAGCUGAAAUCUUUCACCAAUAACGCUUGCCUGUUUUAGCUUGUGAACCAUUGCUGGUUGCAUCAAAACGAUUCUCUGCUGUAAGACUUGGGAUUAAUCUCCAUACGUGGAGAUGGUGGAUGAAAUCCAUCUCGAUUCAUGGUGGUUUGUUGAACCGAUGACUUAAAUAAUAUUGUCACAAUUGGGAACCUGGAGACCACUCUCUCAAGUUAACCACUCGAAGUGGGAGCUAUAUGUUUGAUUCCUUGGCAAUAGCAACUGAGCACACUAAAUGCUGGAGUAACUCAGCGGGACAGGCAGCGUCUCUGGGUAGAAGGAAUGGGUGACGAUUCGGCUCGAGACCUGAAGAACGGUUUCGGCCUGAAACCUCGCCAGUUCCUCCCAUCCAGAGAUGCUGCCUGUCCCGCCGAGUUACUCCAGCAUUUUGUGUCUAUCUUCAGUGUAAACCAGCAUCUGCAGUUCCUUCCCACACAUGAGAAAUAGAAGCAGGCGCUGGUCUUUUAGCCCCCUGCUUGGAAGAGCAUUCUCUUCGGUAAAGAAAAUGCAAGAAAUGUUUCAUUAUAUAGUACGUUGCUGGUAACAUGAACUUUAAUCCAUUUCAAUUGCAAAUUUCAAGCCUGUUUGAAGUUUCCGCUCUGUGUCGUACUGCUGGGGCACACGCGAUUCAUAAGCCACGGACCUUGUGUAGUCUUGGGACUGAGGACCCGGGGCAGAGAAUUGGAUCAAGUUGCGUUCCGUGGACUAUUUUGAAGGGUUUGGAAAGGGCAAAGAGAUGGUGAGAAUUGGACCAGCCAUGUCCCGAAUGUGGUCUGCACUCGAAACUCUGCCAUGUUUGUUGCCAAUGACGGAAUCUCUGGACCAACAAUUGCUCUGAGUGUCCACGGUACUUUGGAGAAUUGUUGCCUUCAUUUAUUACUAAGUAUUGCUGUAUCUGCAACGAUUAGUUUGCUUUUUAUUGGUUACCAAUCUCCAUUGUCCAUAUAAUGGGAGGGGGGGUGGGGGUGGGUUGUGACAACAUGUCUUCUCCCCACAUGUUAGAGUCUGUUUAUCAUUUUGAUAAGUGUGGGGAACUGCUUUUAUGAGGAGACCUUGGGGAAAAUUCUGUGCCAUCAUUGUGUUUUUCUGCGUUAAUGAGGCCGCGUUCUGUUUCAAAUUCUGCUCCAAGUGUCCGAUCAUGGUGUUUAUAGCUGUUUAACGUUGCUCCAGGUUGCGAUUCUAAUUGUGGUAAAAUGUUUGCACAUUAUAUAACUUCAGUUGAAAAAAUAUUACAUUUGUGAUUAACAUAUAGAAGAGAGGAUGCGUUUAUCUAGGCGCCUUGAUCAUGUUCAAAGGUGCUUAACAAUCAGCGGUAACCAUUUGGCGUGUAGUCACAGAAAUUAUGCAAACAACGUGAGCGCCAACUUGCACAAAGCAAGGCCUCACUAACACAAACAAAUAAAUAAAUAAACGGAUAGAUUGUU
Molecule: messenger RNA, 2576 nt
Organism: Leucoraja erinaceus (little skate)
Lineage: Eukaryota; Metazoa; Chordata; Chondrichthyes; Rajiformes; Rajidae
Product: trichohyalin-like
Exons: 5
Coding region: 182-1072 (296 amino acids)
Source: RefSeq, a predicted model, not a curated record